UGCGAAUAAAGAUAAAGAUAAAGUUUCAAAAUAAAGAUUUUAAAAAUUUCAAGAUUUGGUAUUCUGCGAUCUUGGAUAAAAAUCCCAAGAAAUGCAAAUAAAGAUUUCAAUAUCCAAAGUGUCAUCGUCGCUCUGUCAUUUGCGACUUUGGUCAACGUGCCGAUUGUGCUGUAAGUAACAGAUGCUCCUAUUCUAGUGAAUUUAUAGACUGUGGGCUGUGAUAUAAUCUUCUUUUGAAACUGAGAUGGACGAAGAAAACAAUCCGAAUGGUAUGUAUUGCAUAAUUGAUGACUUCAAGAGAUCCUGGAACAAAAAGAGCUCGAAAGGGAUUAAACACCAAAAAGUCUCAGAGGGAAUGUUUUGUGAAUUUCGCUAUAAAGAACCCUAGUGUUUGGGAUUCCCUUGCCACAGGGUACGAUGCAUCAUGGGACGAACUAAAUAAGAUGCUGAAUGAUUUGGGACCUCCUCAGAAAGUCAAAGACGAUUGGAUCAAGAAUUUCAGAGAUUGGAUAUAUCAGUUGAAGCACAAGGAGAGGUCAGGCUGCAAAAGAAUUUUGAGUAACUUGGAGCAGAAAGCAUUGGCUGCUUUCGGGAAUAUAUCUUACGAAGGUGAUAGCACUAUUAAGGCACGGGGGAUACCUUCAACUUCAAGUCACUCCCAGUUGACACCAUCAGCUUCUGGAUCAUUUUCGCCAGCAUGUAAUGGGUUUCCGGAAGAUCUUAUCGAGGAACUUCCAGACCCUCAAACUAUUGCAGAUGAAAUUCCCAGGAACAGUGAUGAUCAAGGAGGUGUUGGAAGACGCAGACCGCAAAAGAGACAAACUUUGGAUGUGCUCACUGAAAAUCUGGCGGAAUUGAUUGAAAUGAAGAAACAACGUCAUGCAGAGAAAAAAGAGCGAGAUGAUCGAAUGGUCAAAGCCUGGGAACUACUAGGAGAAGCUGCCUUUUCCCUAGCCAAUUCCAAAAAUAAGGAGUAGGUAAAACAAAAAUUAGUUGUUGAAGCAUUAACCCACGUAAAUAACAGAUUUGAAUCUCAUAUAGCCUCGACAUUUAUGCUGGUAUAAUGCUUCCUGUUUCUAUACAGUCUGGCGGGACGAACAGGAUCAUUUUAUGGCGGAGCAACAAUAGCGAUGUGUGUACAGUCGAUGGAGCCUACAAUAUUAUUCAAAUCAAAUUGUUCCUGGAAUCCCGCAGAGAUAGAUCUUUUUUCGUCCUGGGAUGUUGGAAAUUUAAUAAAUUGAUCUACCAAGUGGUCAUCAAUGAGUCCAGAAAUUUAUGAAAUGCACCGAGAAACUGUAGCCUGACUCAUGUUGCACAUAUUAUUCCUACCGACUGAGACUUGGUAGGACCCUUUGCCAUAAAAAUGUAAAGUGGACAAAACCUUAAUAUGAAAUGGAAUUACUUCUGAUUCGAAAUUAUUCGAUGAAUCCCAAGAUUUUAGCUGGUCAAUUAAAUCCAAUGCCAAAUUUGAAGUCAGAACAAAUAUUUGACGAAAUGUAUUCUCAGGCAAUUCAAAGGGGUUCGAUGCAUCCCGUAAUGUGCGAAGUUGAAUUCUGUUCAAUUGACUGAAAUAUGAAAAAUAUAAAAAAAAAUAUUUGUUUGUCUCCGUUUAAAAUUAAUUUGUAAGUACUCGAUCUUACUUUUCAUCCAGGCGUCGUCGCAAUUCACACAAUUCUCUAAUAAUAAACAAAAUAAGGACGUCUUCCAUUGAAGGUUUUACUUUACACACUCUAUCAACACGCAAAUAAAGAUUUCAAAGCACCUCGAGACCACCUUUGAAAUCUUGAGAAAAAAUAAAGACUUUUGAGGUUAGAAUCGUCUUGAAAUCUUGCUUGCAGAAUACCAAAUCUUGAAAUAUUUUUAUCCAAGCGAAAAAUAAAGAUAUUUGACAGCUUUAUUUUGAAAUCUUGUUUGUAGAAUACCAAAUCUUUAUUUUUCCCUUUAUUUCUUUAUUUUUAUCUUUAUCUUUAUUCGCAGAAUA
Molecule: messenger RNA, 1981 nt
Organism: Phlebotomus papatasi
Lineage: Eukaryota; Metazoa; Arthropoda; Insecta; Diptera; Psychodidae
Exons: 2
Coding region: 288-977 (229 amino acids)
Source: RefSeq, a predicted model, not a curated record